UCCCAACACCACCUCUCGUGCUCGUACACAGGCGCGCGCGCGCGCAUCCAGAGCUACGUCACGCGCUGGGAAUGCAGCGAGGAAUUGGUGUCUUCGCUAAAGGCCUUCAGAUCCGUGACAAAAAUGAGGCCUAAGGACAGGCGACAGUAAAAGCACUGUGAAGGAGCCUGCCAUGUCCGGUCCCACCUGGCUACCACCAAGGACUCUGGACAGCCCUGAGCGAGCCGUCCCACCGAUGUCCCACGCUGCUGCUGGGGCAGCCAUGUACCAAGCCCCCAACAAGAAGGGCACGCCCGACUUCAGACCCAAAUAUCCGUACGAUCAGAACGGAGGAGGGAUGAGCAGCAGAUACGUGUCGGCCGGAUCCACAGGUGGUCCGGUUCAUCGCUCUCCAGGUGAUCACUACUACCCUCCUCCUCCUCCUCACGGCCCCACGGAGGACCGAACCUGGAGCCCUCACGUGGACGGCUACCAUCUGAUGCACCGUGGUCCCGAGAAGCCGGUCAGCUACCACUCCAAGAUUGACGCUGACAUCGACUCCCUCACCAGCAUGCUGGCUGAUCUGGACAGCCACCCGCAGGACUCCAGCUCCCAGCUCUACGACAACGUGCCUUACAACAAAUACAUCUCAGGAGAUCAUUACAAACCUGCACACCAGAGCUCAGCGCCUCCUCAGGUUCGGACGGCCAUCGGCUACAACUCUCAGUACCACCCGGCUCCCCCCUACCCCGGAGAGCACCAGACCCCCCAGUACUCCCACCAGCAGGACUACUACUCCUCCUCUAGCCCUAAGCCCUACCCCCAGCCUGUGCCGGCCUCCUACACCACAGCCUCCACCCCCACCGGGCCUCGCUUCAGCGUUCAGGUAAAGACGGCGCAGCCCGUCACCUACUCUCAGAGCGGCAGGCAGGCGGAGCAGGCCUACACCCCUCCCCCUCCUCGCCAACAUGUGUCAAGACCCCCAGCACAGACUCAGAGCUGUCCACAGGGCUGGUACCCCCCUCAUCCUGUCUCACAGGGUCAGGAGAUGCUCCCAGAGGGGGGGUACAAAGGCAGCAGCAUAGGAGCAGGGGUAAGAGUCAACCAGGUCCCUCUGCAGAAAAGAGGGAUGGAGAAGACUCAGACUGGGUCUGUGCAGACGUCCUAUCAGUCCAACAAGCAGGGGGCAGCAACGACAAGGCCUGAGGAGGAGCUGGAGCGGCUAACCAAGAAGCUGGUGUAUGACAUGAACCACCCCCCUGCUGAGGACUAUUUUGGUCGCUGCGCUCGCUGUGGCGACAACGUCGUCGGAGACGGCAGCGGCUGCAUCGCCAUGGAGCAGGUGUUCCACGUGGAGUGUUUCACCUGCAUCACCUGCCAUGCUCGUCUGCGAGGGCAACCCUUCUACGCUCUGGAGAAGAAGAGUUACUGUGAGAGCUGUUAUAUCAGCACGUUAGAGCGUUGCUCCAAGUGCUCAAAGCCCAUCCUGGAUCGGAUCCUGCGGGCCAUGGGGAAAGCCUACCACCCCCGCUGUUUCUCCUGUGUGGUCUGCAACUGCUGCCUGGACGGCGUGCCGUUCACUGUAGACGCCACGUCUCAGAUACACUGCAUCGAUGACUUCCAUCGGAAGUACGCCCCUCGCUGUUCGGUGUGCGGCGAGGCCAUCAUGCCCGAACCAGGUCAGGAGGAGACGGUCAGGAUUGUCGCGCUGGACCGCAGCUUCCACGUCAACUGUUACGUUUGUGAGGAAUGUGGCCUCCUGCUGUCGUCUGAAGGCGAAGGUCGAGGAUGUUACCCACUGGAUGGUCACAUCCUGUGUAAGAGCUGCAGCGCCCGCCGCAUCCAGGACCUCUCCGCCAAAAUCUCCACCGACUGCUGACGGAAACAACCUGAAUAUAAACGACCAACGUCUCUGCGGCCGUCUCCUUUUACCUUCUGAACCUUUGGAACAUGAUCAAUAAUGUUUAUGAUGUCAGUAUUAGUACGACGGUGGCCUGGCCUGCAGGCAGCUCGGGCUCCACGCUGCACACUCCGGUACCAAUCAUGUCCCACCUCUAGAGCUCAGCAGAUGCAGAAUGAAAGCUGUAUUUUUAUAAAACACUAUCAAAGGUACAAGAGAAUACUGUGACUGUACAGAAGACACUGGUUUGCUUUGAAGAUUAAAGCGUUUAGUAAAACCUCAGAGAGGAAUGUAGACGGGAAGAUUGUGUUUCCCUCUUCAGCUCUGAUUAACGUUAAUCUCAUCUAGAUUAUUAACUCACCAGAUGUUUCUGUUGACAAGCAACUACUAAAGACAAACAGGGUGUGCUUGUGCCAUAAAAAACAAGUAUUUCUACAGUCUUUAAAGAGGUCAAAGGUCAUUUACUAGGAGCUAGUUUCUACUCGUGUGGGCUGAGUUUUCUUGUGAGGUUUAGAAGAGACGGUAUUUGUUUUUCUUGAUUUUCCCGUCCGUUACAGAUCUAAACGUCUCCGAGUGUCGUUUGGCUUCAAAUGGCUCCACUGUGAACUCUGAUCACACACAUUUCUAUUUCUCAUAAUUUAUCUUGAUUCUUUGACUUAAUUCUACCUUUUUGUUUCAGUUUAAAAUCCCGACUCGUUUCCUGUGUGCUUGAUCAGUUUCUCUUUCACCUUUAAACUGGAGCUCCUGCCAACGCUGCACAGACCAACACCACCCUGAGGUCUUUCUGCGCUGAAUAAAAGUGUCAUUACAGCACAAACGUGUUAUUAUAAUGGGUGUUUAACGUGUGCACGAGAUGAUUAAAACGUCAAAGCUA
Molecule: messenger RNA, 2753 nt
Organism: Nothobranchius furzeri (turquoise killifish)
Lineage: Eukaryota; Metazoa; Chordata; Actinopteri; Cyprinodontiformes; Nothobranchiidae
Gene: trip6
Product: thyroid hormone receptor interactor 6
Biological process (GO): signal transduction; positive regulation of non-canonical NF-kappaB signal transduction
Cellular component (GO): cytoplasm; focal adhesion; stress fiber
Source: RefSeq, a predicted model, not a curated record